CCCUUUCUCCGCCCCCUUCCCCAGCCUCUCUCUCUCCUGGCACGCGCGUUUUCCCGGACCCCGCGCAAGCGCGUGCCUCAGCCUUAUGGCGAAAGGGCGGGGUAGACACCCUGCCGCUGGGAAAUACCCCCAAGUAACCCAAAGCCAACAAGGACUGGGACUGCAGGGUGGCAAAAAGAGAAAGGGGGGGGGGGAGCGGACGAGAUGGAGUCUAACAUUUUCAAGGGAAGGGGAGAGCUUCGAAGAAGGACGCCUAGAGAUGGAAUGAAGGGCAAAUAAGAAAGUGUUUUCUGAAAGUAAAUAAGGUUCCUGGCUCAGAGCUGGACACCUUCACAACUGUCAGUUCGUCGUUUUCAUCUUGCUCCACUUUGCACAUGAAAAGCCCGGGGCUCAGAGAGAAAAACAAAUCUUAUUCAAGAUCACAAACCAUUCUUUUUUCCAUUGGCAGGGAUUACAUAGAAAUCAAGAUCUCCUGGGAACCCUACUCGGGCUACGAUGAGGAGGCUUACUCGGUUGGGCCGUUGCCGGAACUCUGUUACAAGGCGGAUGUCCAGGCUUUUAGUCGGGCCUUCCAACCCAGUGUCUCCCUGAUGGUGGCUGUGCUGGGUCUGGCGGGCAAUGGCCUAGUCUUGGCCACCCAUCUGGCAGCCGGACGAAUUACCCGAUCUCCCACCUCCGUUCACCUGCUCCAGUUGGCCCUGGCUGACCUCCUAUUGGCCCUGACCUUGCCCUUUGCAGCAGCAGGGGCUCUUCAGGGCUGGAAUCUAGGAAGUACCACCUGCCGAGCCAUCUCGGGUCUCUACUCAGCCUCCUUCCACGCCGGCUUCCUCUUCCUAGCAUGUAUCAGCGCGGACCGCUAUGUGGCCAUCGCUCGAGCUCUUCCAGCCGGGCGGCGGCCCUCCACACCUGGCCGUGCGCACUUGGUCUCGGUCUUCGUGUGGCUGUUGUCGCUGCUCCUGGCCCUGCCUGCGCUCCUUUUCAGCCGGGACGGGCCGCGGGAAGGCCAGCGGCGCUGUCGGCUCAUCUUCCCUGAAGGCCUCACGCAGACUGUGAAGGGGGCGAGUGCCGUGGCGCAGGUGGUCCUAGGCUUCGCGCUGCCUCUGGGCGUCAUGGCAGCCUGUUAUGCGCUCCUGGGCCGCACGCUUCUGGCCGCCAGGGGGCCAGAGCGGCGGCGUGCUCUGCGCGUUGUGGUGGCCUUGGUGGCGGCCUUUGUGGUGCUGCAACUGCCCUACAGUCUCGCUUUGCUGAUGGAUACAGCCGAUCUACUGGCCGCGCGCGAGCGGAGCUGCUCUGCCAGCAAGCGCAAGGAUCUCGCUCUGCUGGUCACCGGCGGCUUGGCGCUGGUGCGCUGCAGCCUCAAUCCGGUGCUUUAUGCUUUUUUGGGCCUGCGCUUCCGCCAGGACCUGCGGAGGCUGCUACAGGGUGGGGGAUGCAGCCCAAAGCCCAACCCUCGCGGCCGCUGCCCCCGCCGACUCCGCCUUUCUUCCUGCUCUGCUCCCACUGAGACCCAUAGUCUCUCUUGGGACAACUAGGGCUACGAUUCCAGAGAAGGGGGAGGGCUAAGGAAACGAUCCCAGGGAGGGUAGUGAGAAAGGGGAGUAAGUGGGGGAACGCUGAGAAAGACUUGAGGACUUAAAGGGAUUGCCGCUGCGCUUAAUUAAAUUGAUACAAUACAAAUGAGAUGCAACCCAA
Molecule: messenger RNA, 1692 nt
Organism: Cricetulus griseus (Chinese hamster)
Lineage: Eukaryota; Metazoa; Chordata; Mammalia; Rodentia; Cricetidae
Source: RefSeq, a predicted model, not a curated record